Messenger RNA from Haliotis rufescens (red abalone), 2460 nucleotides. RefSeq lists its product as uncharacterized. Lineage: Eukaryota; Metazoa; Mollusca; Gastropoda; Lepetellida; Haliotidae. The record is from RefSeq and is a predicted model, not a curated record. The transcript is spliced from 16 exons. The coding region runs from base 55 to 2460 and encodes 801 amino acids.
AGUAGCUUCAUCAGUCUUGGUAUCACAACUCAUGACCGAGUGACCAAGACUGUGAUGGCAACCUUCAAGUGGCAAAUAAGGACUCAACGAAAUAUGAUGGCAUCGAAUGUUAUUCUCAUGGUAACUGCCGUGUUGCAUGUGGUGUAUGGUCAAACUGGGCCGUGUGUGGAUUUCAAAGACAUUCCUGAGGUCGUCAGGCGAAACCCGAACAUCGCAACCCAGGUUGGAGGAGCCACAAUAAAUGACAGAACGCUCCCUGAUGGGUGGUACGGCGCCGCUAACUAUGCACUUGAGGAGAGUGCCCCAGGGUUCCUCCGCUGCGGAUCACUGUUCCCGAUAUGGCGACAAAGUAUUUCUGGAACAACAGCAACCAUGUGUAUUCAAGGUCCAUCUAACACAUGCUCGAAUCCGUUUACGGUAAAAGUCGAAGACUGCAAUGGCUACACAGUCUACAAUCUGAAGGCAUCGCCUAUUCAUCAGAGCUCCUACUGUUUCCGUGAGAUCACUCCCAACUCGCCAACCUACAGUCCCAAGCCAACUGUCGUCCCUGAUACUACUGAUACAAGUUUCGACAACAGUGACCUCCUUUUCCGCUGUUCUUUUCCCCCUUCGUCCAACCAAAGACUGUUCCACCAAACCACGUGGUAUGUCAACGACGUCGUUGUACACCAGCACCCACCUAUGCUAAUGGACACUGCCUACUUUGACAACACAGGGAUCACUCAAGCGAAGCUUAGCGCAGAGGGAAUAACACAAAUCGGGUUCAAUAUAACAUGUGAGGUUCGAGCUAUGUACGGUGUCAGUAUGCCUCCAGGUCCCACAGCUAGUUCCGAUCCUUUUUAUGUCGGAUUUGAGAUCCUAACCAAAGAAAUAACGAUCAAGCAAGGUGAGACGGGACAGGUUCGAGUGCGAGCCACGGCGCCUUUCCGUUGCGGAAACCUGUCCGAGACGUUUUCAUCUUUUUGUUCCAUGCCAAUAGAGAUACCAACUGCUGACUCAACAAAAGGGUUUUCCCAGGAAGAUUGCGCCAUUUCCAUACCUUAUACACAGUGGAACCAACCUGUAUCUGUUACUGUACAUGGAACUAUAACACCAGAAUAUGGCAGAGGACGACUGGAUUCUCUACUAGUUCUGAGGACCCCUGCAGCAAGCCUGCUAUUUCCCUAUUGGGCCAACCAUACUAUUGGAACAGUAAAGGUUACAGUAUUAAAAGAUACAGCUCUGGUUAGAAGCAAAUCAUGCUCCUCCAAUAACGACCCAUAUGUAUGGCAAUUUGAUAGGAUAAAGCUGACUCUACAGAUGGAGGGACGUUUUACAUUAUAUAAACUGGCUAGUCAAUUAAUAGAGAUACAGAUCGAUGUACAGAAAUGUACCAGGAGAACUGGAUACUGUAAUUGUGGAGUAGCUGUUCAAUCCGGGAAGACGGUGUUCUCCAUCAAUAGCUGCGAUACCAGGUCAUGGAGAAUACAGCAUCACGGCUGUGACGACUCUGACAACGCCAUGGAAAUAAAAAAGAGAUACAGUAUUUAUGAUAUAUAUUUGCCCACGGGGGCACGAGUACAAGUCCAUACCUUCUCCAUUGGGAACGGAAAGAACGCCUUAAAUGUUUAUCUUCCUGGCACGAUCCUUGAUACGUUGGCAAGUCGUGGUUUGUGCGGCCAGCUUUCUAACACACGCAGUGACGACUUAAUCAUGAGAGAUGAGACACGGAGUAGCAACAGAAAUACGUUCUUCAAUUCCUGGAGAGUAGGGACGCACGACCUGUUUAACACCGAUUAUGUGAGGACACUUACAACGUUGCAACAGUCCCCAAAGUACUGCUCCUGUGAAGGCGGCAGAAACGUCACAUGUUCUCUUGCGACGAUGACCACUGUGGUCAGGCCAAAUCAUUACAAGGACGUUCCCUGUGCCAUACACGGCAACAGGAAGAAGCGAAUGGUGCCGAACAGGAACAUCGGCCACCGAUACAAAAGGCAAACUUCAACAGAAGUGUGGAACAACCAGACAGCGGCUGAAUUCUGCAACAACCUGUUCGCAGCGUCCACGACCGUCCAGCUGUGCAGCAACGUCCCAGGAGUCGACAUCAACAGCAGCCGCGACGACUGCAUCAGUGACAUUAUGCUCUCUGGCACAACUGACUUUCAAAUGAUGUCUAUCGGCUCAGUGCGUACUUCCUGUGAGACGGAAGUAUUUCUCAACCCCGAUCUUUGGGUAACUGACCCCAACAACCCAGGGGCCCCUACUGUGUUAGACACGAUCACCAACAACGUCUGUCCCAACGACUGUAGCAACAGAGGCACCUGCAACAAAGGACUGUGCAUCUGCAGUGCCGGAUUUGGCAGUGCUGACUGUUCAGUGGACUUGACCCAACCACCUGUUCUGGACGAGGCCGAGGACAACGGUCACUGCGACCUGGCUACCAGGAACUGCCAGAUGUUGACAGUGUUUGGAUUGACUUAA